AUGGUCCGCAGAUCCUCCAAAGCAACAAUAACAAAACCUACGCCAACCAAGCCAUCCGCUGCGUCGCAAACACCAUCCACGCCAACAACCCGGGACAUAAGUCAAGGGGCGGCGCUGCUCAACAACCUCGAGCAGCAGCGAAAAGACAAGAGGUCUCGCUACUCAACUGUCCUCCCCGAAGAACCCGACAAUGACGCCUACUCGACGUCCCCCUUCUUCGACAGCUUUGAGUCCACUCAGGGGCCCGAAGGAAUUCACACGAUGUCGAACUUCACACCAUCCGAAUUCAACUUGCUUGCAACCAGCAUGCACUUGAUCAUGCAAACUAUGGUGCACUUCAUCUAUAAUCUUCCAACAUUUCACUAA
Molecule: messenger RNA, 366 nt
Organism: Aphanomyces invadans
Lineage: Eukaryota; Oomycota; Saprolegniomycetes; Saprolegniales; Verrucalvaceae
Exons: 1
Coding region: 1-366 (121 amino acids)
Source: RefSeq, a predicted model, not a curated record